AUGGAUAGUUCUCAGGCACCGUUGAUGGCGGAUCAUAGCCAAGGGGACGACCUCGAUUAUGACAGAACAGACGACGACCGCUGCGAGCGCCCUACCAAGGAUGCUCACGCGAGCCCUGGAAUUUUCAUGGUCAUACUGACUAUUGCAGCGGGCAUAAGUGGUCUUCUUUUUGGAUAUGAUACUGGCGUCAUAUCCGCAACCCUCGUUUCGAUCGGAACAUCGCUGUCGAAUCGCGAACUCACUUCUAUGGACAAGUCUAUCAUUACAUCUUCAACGUCGCUAUUUGCUCUACUUAUUUCUCCCUUCUCGUCCGUGCUAGCGGACCGCCUUGGUCGCAAACGAGUUGUACUAUACGCCGACAUUCUAUUCAUCCUCGGAGCCGUCCUACAGGCAAUUUCCUCUACUGUCGCUAUCAUGGUUGUCGGACGUUGCAUUAUUGGGGCAGGCGUUGGCGCUGCAAGUUUUGUGGUACCGCUAUAUAUUGCAGAGCUGGCUCCAGCGUCGCACCGAGGAAGGCUUGUAACAGCAACAGUCAUGUUCAUCACGAUGGGACAGAUGGUUGCCUACGUUAUUGGUUGGGCAUUCUCAGCGUAUGGUUCCGAACAGACCGGGUGGCGUUGGAUGGUUGGUCUUGGUGCCGUGCCUGCUGGGAUUCAGGCUGUGAUUGUGGUCUUCAUGCCCGAGACACCACGUUGGCUUGUCAAGGCUGGCAAAUCAGCAAAAGCAAAAGCCAUCGUCCAGCGAGUCAAUGGAGGAGCCGGGGCUACGGAAGAAGCUGGAGCCAUCAUAAAAGAGAUUGAAAUCGAGAUCCGUGAGGAAGAGAAUGUUCGGCGACUACGGGACCAGCAGUCUGCAAGAUGGAAGUGGCUUGGAACAUGGCGAGACCUCAUUAGCGAAGGCAAAAAUCGACGAGCCCUAGCCAUCGCAUGCUUGUUGCAAGGUCUACAGCAAUUGUGCGGAUUUAACUCGCUCAUGUACUUUUCGGCUACAAUCUUCACCGUAGUAGGGUUCAGUAACCCAACUUUGACCUCGCUUACAGUCGCGGUUACGAACUUUCUGUUCACCUCGGUGGCACUGGGACUUGUUGAUCGGAUAGGAAGGCGACGGGUUCUGCUAUACUCGAUCCCGUUUAUGAUUCUGGGCUUACUUUUUGCGGCGUUUGGCUUCUCGUUUCUGUCUUUUAGCGACACGAACUCUCACUCUCACAAGCAUCCAGAAGCAGGGACUCAAGGUGCGGCCUACAUUAUACUUGUUAGUAUAAUGCUCUACGUGGCAUCGUAUGCCCUUGGAUUAGGAAACGUGCCCUGGAUGCAAAGCGAGCUGUUUCCUUUGUCGGUACGGUCACUGGGGAGUGGCAUUGCGACUGCGACAAACUGGAGUGCCAACUUUGUUAUCGGAUUGACUUUUCUACCGUUGAUGGAUGCUCUUAGUCCAUCAUGGACGUUUGUCCUGUACGCGGUAAUAUGUGGAGUUGGGUAUUUCCUAGUAUGGCGAAUAUAUCCAGAGACAGCAGGCUUGAGUCUGGAGGAAGCGACGGCGUUACUAGAGCGAGGAUGGGGUGUUUGA
This is a messenger RNA of Pochonia chlamydosporia 170, 1566 nucleotides long. Its product is annotated as MFS myo-inositol transporter. Gene Ontology annotation, cellular component: membrane. Gene Ontology annotation, molecular function: myo-inositol:proton symporter activity. The record is from RefSeq and is a predicted model, not a curated record. The transcript is spliced from 3 exons. Bases 1 to 1566 code for a protein of 521 amino acids. NCBI's taxonomy places the organism in Eukaryota, Fungi, Ascomycota, Sordariomycetes, Hypocreales, Clavicipitaceae. Gene Ontology annotation, biological process: transmembrane transport.